Messenger RNA from Heteronotia binoei (common prickly gecko), 2111 nucleotides. Its product is annotated as gastrula zinc finger protein XlCGF57.1-like. NCBI's taxonomy places the organism in Eukaryota, Metazoa, Chordata, Lepidosauria, Squamata, Gekkonidae. The record is from RefSeq and is a predicted model, not a curated record. The coding region runs from base 162 to 2111 and encodes 649 amino acids. Gene Ontology annotation, biological process: regulation of transcription by RNA polymerase II. Gene Ontology annotation, molecular function: RNA polymerase II cis-regulatory region sequence-specific DNA binding; DNA-binding transcription factor activity, RNA polymerase II-specific. The transcript has a single exon.
AGGAACUGCAUCACCUAUUGCCAAAUGAAGUCAAGAAUAAAGCCUUGAAAGGAAACUUCAGGAAUCAAGGCAGACCCAAAAGGCAGAAAGGCAGCCAUAUAGCUGAGAAGAGGGAUCAAUCUAUUCUUUGUCAGGAGGAGGAUUUCCGUGAAGUAAUCCACAUGAUGGAAGAAAAAUACAAAUGUUUGGAGUGUGAAAUGAACUUCUCGAAUCAAACCCAAUAUAAUAAGCAUUUACAAAUGCACAGUGGAAAAAAGACCCAUCAAUGCCUGGAUUGUGGAAAGCGCUUCUUUUGCAGAGCAGAGCUCCUUAAACAUCAACAACCAUGUGUAGGAGAGAAAUGUUAUAGCUGCCCAAGCCAUGGUAAGAGUUUCUCACAGAAAUCAGACCUUAUUAAACAACAAAGCAUUAAUUCAGGAGAGAAACCCUUUAUCUGUUCAGAGAGUGGAAUGACAGUCUCUGAUGGAAAACAGGGAAGUCUGCGUUUCCCAAGGAACAUUAUAACAAAAGCAUGUAAAUGUUUUCAGUGUGGAAGGUACUUUAAAUGCAAAUCACAGCUCCUUGAGCAUCAUAGAAUCCACACAAGGGAAAAACCUUUUGAAUGCUCAGACUGUGGAAAGAAAUUCAGUGGGGCUGGUGGUCUUCAACAACAUAAAAGAAUCCACAGUGGUGAGAAACCUUUUGAGUGCUCAGCGUGUGGAAAGAGAUUCAGUCAGAGUGGCAAACUUCAACUGCAUCAAAGAAUCCACACAGGGGAGAAACCUUUUGAGUGCUCAGAGUGUGGAAAGAAAUUCAGUGGGGCCGGUGGUCUCCAACAACAUCAAAGAAUCCACAGAGGUGAGAAACCUUUCGAAUGUUCAGAGUGUGGAAAGAGAUUCAGUCAGAAUGGCAAACUUCAACUGCACCAAAGAACUCACACAGGGGAGAAACCUUUUGAAUGUUCAGAGUGUGGAAAGGGAUUCAGUGACACGUGUAGUCUUCGAAAGCACCUACGAGUCCACACAGGGGAGAAACCUUUUGAGUGCUCAGAGUGUGGAAAGAGAUUUAGUCUGAGUGGCAGUCUCCUACUGCAUCAAAGAAUCCACACAGGAGAGAAACCUUUUGAAUGCUCAGAGUGUGGAAAGCGAUUUUGUUAUAGUAGCAAUUUUCAUCGGCAUCUAAGAACCCACACAAAGGAGAAACCUUUUGAAUGUUCAGAGUGUGGAAAGGGAUUCAGUCAAAGUGGUGAUCUCCUACUUCAUCAAAGAACCCACACUGGGGAGAAACCUUUUGAAUGUUCAGAGUGUGAAAAGAAAUUCAAUCAGAGAAGCCAUCUUCAAGAACAUCAAAGAACCCACACAGGAGCGAAACCUUUUGAGUGCUCAGAGUGUGGAAAGAAAUUCAGUAAGAGUAACAAUCUUCUACAGCAUCAAAGAACCCACACUGGAGAGAAACCUUUUGAGUGCUCAGAGUGUGGAAAGAAAUUCAGUAAGAGUAACAAUCUUCUACAGCAUCAAAGAACUCACACUGGAGAGAAACCUUUUGAGUGCUCAGAGUGUGGGAAAAGGUUCAGUGACACAUGUAGCCUUCGAAAGCAUGUACGAGUCCACACAGGGGAAAAACCCUUUGAAUGCUCAGAGUGUGGAAAGAAAUUGUGUAACAGUAGCAAUUUUCGACGGCAUCUAAGAACCCACACAAAAGAGAAACCUUUUGAAUGCUCAGAGUGCGGAAAGAGAUUCAGUCAGAGUGGCGAUCUCCUACUGCAUCAAAGAACCCACACAGGGGAAAAACCCUUUGAAUGCUCAGAGUGUGGAAAGAGAUUCAGCAAGAGUGGUAGUCUCAUACUACAUCAAAGAACUCACACAGGAGAGAAACCCUUUGAAUGUUCAGAAUGUGGAAAGAAAUUCAGUCAAAGCAGUCAUCUUCACAACCAUUUAAGAACCCACAGAGGUGAGAAACCUUUUGAAUGCUCAGAGUGUGGAAAGAGAUUCAGUCAGAGUGGCCAUCUUCAGCGUCAUCAAGGAACGCACAGAGGUGAGAUAUCUUUUGAAUGCUCAAAGUGUGAAAAGAAAUUCAGUAAGCUUCGCAGUCUUCAUCAACAUCAAAGAGCCCACACUAGAGAAACAUUUUGA